CACUUCGUUUGAAUUUGCUAAUCUGUGAAGGUAAUAAAGAUAGCGCUGCUAAGAUGUUGCUGAAAUCAUGGUCUAAGGUGAUACGAACUGAACUUCUGUCCGAGUACUUGGCUUGGCUAACGGAAGACAUUGAGGGAAGUGAUUAUUCGAAAACUGGUAGUUGCUAUUUGCCCGAACAAUUCAGCGAUGGAACUUUGUAUUUAAAUAUUGACGACGGUCGGAUUAUUUAUCGGUAUCCAAACAGGAUCGUCCUUUGGAUGCUAACCAGGGAAGAAAUUAAGAAAAAUUAUACAAAAUUAAGGACAAAGCUCUGUUGUGUUUUACUACUAAUUUUACUGCUAUAACC
Messenger RNA from Gongylonema pulchrum, 346 nucleotides. The record is from the annotation of a GenBank genome assembly. Lineage: Eukaryota; Metazoa; Nematoda; Chromadorea; Rhabditida; Gongylonematidae.